This is a messenger RNA of Metopolophium dirhodum (rose-grain aphid), 1119 nucleotides long. RefSeq names its product superoxide dismutase [Mn], mitochondrial (gene Sod2). Gene Ontology annotation, cellular component: mitochondrion. Gene Ontology annotation, molecular function: superoxide dismutase activity; metal ion binding. The record is from RefSeq and is a predicted model, not a curated record. Lineage: Eukaryota; Metazoa; Arthropoda; Insecta; Hemiptera; Aphididae. The transcript has 5 exons. Gene Ontology annotation, biological process: superoxide metabolic process. Bases 319 to 987 code for a protein of 222 amino acids.
ACAUUAGUAUUACUUCCAUACCUUGAUCGCGGUGUCUUGAUAGGUCUAAAAAAUUCACACAUUUAUAAUCUUUUUAACUUUGAAGGUUCGAAGUAUUAUUCGAUCUUCAUACUUCAUGGUUCAUUCUUUCGACUUCCGAGUUUCUGAUUUCUCUGCUAAACACUAAUCUCUAAAUCCUGCGAAAGCUUUUAUGACGAUAUUUCAUAAUUUUAUAUUUCAGUUCAUCCGCCAAUAAACAUUUAAUUACAUUACACACAAGCCGAAACGUUAUUUAUUGUUAUUUUCUUACAACGCUUGUUGUCAAUCAUUCGUUGAAAAAUGUCUGCUAAAAUUGUUCAAAAUAUGUUAAAAAGUGCACCAUUCAACCGCCUAUAUAUGUCCCAAAUAAGAAAUAAGGCAACAUUACCCUGUCUAAAAUUUGAAUAUAAAGACUUAGAACCAAUCAUAUCACGGGAUAUCAUGGAGAUUCACCACCAAAAACAUCACAACACUUAUGUAGUAAACUACAAUAAUACUUUAGAUAAAUUACAGACUGCUGUGGCAAAAGAUGAUACAGCAACAAUCAUAAGCUUGUCACCUGCACUUAAGUUCAAUGGCGGUGGUCAUAUUAAUCAUUCUAUUUUCUGGGAUACCCUUACACCUCAUUCGACUAAACCUUCUGAUGAUUUGGACAAGGCUUUAAUCCAAAACUUUGGUUCUUGUGAUGAGUUUAAGAAACAACUAGCUACAGCUUCUAUUGCUGUACAAGGUUCAGGAUGGGGUUGGCUUGGGUUUAAUCCUCAAACCAAGAAGUUAACAGUCAUAAGUUGUGCAAAUCAAGAUCCACUGUUUCCCACCACUGGACUGAUUCCUUUGUUUGGGAUUGAUGUUUGGGAACACGCUUACUACUUGCAGUAUAAAAAUGUACGCGCUGAUUACGUAAACGCAAUUUUUGAAGUUGUUGAUUGGGAUGCUGUGUCCAAACGUUUUUCUGAAGCUUCUAUUUAAUAAUUAUUUCAACUUGCUAGUUCUCAUUAAGAAUAUAUUUAAGUUUGAACAGUUAAAUAUUAUAUAGAUUUAUAUGUAUUCCUGUAAACUUUGUUUGAUUUCAAUUAAAAUAAAUGUACAGUUUGAAUUUUA